AUGCAAGUGCAUGACAGGGACGACGGUGGCAUCGUCCCUCCAUUGUCAAUGCCGUGCAUGGCAGCGGGAUCAGCGCUAGGGCUGGAGGAGCACUACGACUUUGCUCGCAUCAAAAACCCAACAGCGUCGAGCAAUGCCACCGCAUCCCAGAGUCCGACCGCUUGCGAGCUACGAAAUAUCGACCUCAUACCUGAAAGGGGCAAACAUGGCAGUAUACACACUGAGAAAUGA
This is a messenger RNA of Diaporthe amygdali, 231 nucleotides long. RefSeq lists its product as uncharacterized. The record is from RefSeq and is a predicted model, not a curated record. The coding region runs from base 1 to 231 and encodes 76 amino acids. The transcript is spliced from 2 exons. NCBI's taxonomy places the organism in Eukaryota, Fungi, Ascomycota, Sordariomycetes, Diaporthales, Diaporthaceae.